GCGAUAUCACUUGAUAAAUUGGUGGCUUCACGUGACGCUCCAUCAACAAAUCCUUCACGACUGUCUGAGGAAAGAAGUUAGAAAAGACGACCAUUGAUGUCCUCGCCGCGCACAGAAGGGACUUCGCUCUGACUGGACAUACUUCAUACUUUUCUGAAAAAAGAAAAUAAUAACGAAGUGAGCAGGGAAGGUUUUUAUUUUCUUUUAUAGGAAGGUCGAUGCGUUUCCGGACUUUAUACAUCAUCCUGCCGGUGCAUCAUGCACCGUUUUGCCUUUUUGUAAACUUGGUUCUCAAAAAGAAAAAAAAGCGAUAGGCUCUGUGUGUAUCGCCUUGCCUAUCAUAUUUUCUUAAUCAUUACUGUAUCUGUUAUUCCUGUCCUUUUAGGAAUUUCAGCAUUCCUGAUGUAUCUCAUAUAUUUUUAAAAUUCCAGGUAAACAAUUUAUAUCAACCAUGGCAGCUGUUGCAGAUAAAAAGCUAACAGGACUUGUCGCUGCCACAUUUACCCCAUUAACGCCUCAAGGGUAAGCAGCCACUCUCUUUGAUCGUUUUCUUUUUUGUUUGCACUAAUUGAUGUGCAUGCUUUGAGAUCAUGUGCUGUCUGCUGUCCUGAAAAAAGAAGACUAUAAACGAAAAUAAUUAGUGUACUUGAAAACAGUGACUACAAACUCCCAAUGAUCGCUAUAAUAUGCCCUCUUUGGCAUAACUAGUGGGCAUAUGUUUUUUUAGUAAGACUAUGAUUUUUCACAUUUUCCCAAAACAGUGAAGUCAACCUAUCACAGAUUGGCCCUUACAUUGACUACUUGACACAGAAGCAAGGUGUAAAAAACAUAUUUGGUAAGUUUCCCUUCAGGGAUCCUCCUUUUGGUUUUUAUUGUUUCUGUGUUCCCAUUUAAGUCAGUCCAACAAAACCCUGUUGGGUUAGACAGAAUAGUUCUCAUUGUGUAAGACAUUUGAUUUCCCUUCGUUGAAAAACAGGAUCUGAAAGUGCUGUGGGUCAACCCGACUCAGCAGAAAAAGUGCUUGACAGUGUUAGAUUCUCAUAUUGGUUUCAUAAUAAGUCUGUGCCAGACAAAAGGCCAUAGGAUAAUGCAGUUUCUCAUUUGUAUGAAGACAGACAUUUAAUACCAGCCAUUAUAUAAAGGUGCCUCCAAAAACUCAAAGUAUCCCUAUACCUUGACCCCUGAGAUCCAUUCUCUAAAAAUUUGUAACAGAGCUGAAUCGAAGAGUUUUGUUUUAUAGCAGCAUUGUCACUACACAUCUGUAUGUCCUAAAUUCAUAAUCAAACCUUUCUUUUUUUCAAAUCUGGACUCUAGCCCCUCCUGAAAGUUAAAAAAAAAAAAAAACGCACUCAAAGGCUUUCAGCUAAUGAUUACCAUUUGCUUUAACAUUUCUAGCUCAUUACUGUCACUAGUCUAGUCUGAAAGGAGAAAAGGUCUUGUAUUUGACAGAGUGCAAGAUCACACUCUUGAAUGUCUUUGUCAUACCUUGUAAAUAAAUCUGUUCAAAGAAAUCCUGUUAAAGCUCCUGUAAGGAACUCUGUGUUUGGAUCGCCCUUACCCCAGCGAACUGCCAGCAGACACUCACAGGGGUACAGUCAAAUAUGUUUAUCCACUGUGGAUAUUUACUUUGGUAAAUGUAGUAAAAUUCGGAUUUUUCAGCCUGCUGCCAGGCUUCUGGUCUGGCCUGCUCCCUCACAGCGAUUCAACAGAUGUUCAAAAUUCCAAAUAUUGUAAAUGUUGCUGAUGAUUUCUUUAAUUACAAUUUUUUCUUACCUUAAGGGAAGGUUGUUUUUGAUUUUGUGGAAAGCCUUAUCUGUUUUUUCCUUAUCACACUAACUAUCCUUCUCAUAGAGACAGAGAGAGGGUAUGAUAAGGUAAAAAUGUGAAGUCUGCCCUUUCCUUUAUAUUAAUCAAGGGUAUUCAGUGUCUCCUGGAUGGUAAAGUGAUUUCGUCUUUAUUUUAAAUCCUAUGACACCCAAUUAAUCAUUGAAGUUUGUUCUAAGGUCAGCUUACUUAGAGUUAUUACUGCUGACAACAACCUAUGUGCUCUUAGGCGACCGAGAAUAGAUAUCUGAUGGUGCCUGGUAGGCUGAGCUUAGUAGAGUCCAGUGUAAUUAUACUUUUUAUAUCACGCUAUAAAUUUUCUAUGCGCUCUUUGUUUCCCACAUGUUGUCUGAUAAGCUGCUUAAUAUAGGUUGUGUCUGUGAUGUAGCCACACUAUCUGUAAGUAAGACAAUAUUUAACUCGAUUACAGUCAAUGGCACAGCCGGAGAGAGCAUGUCCUUCACUGUUGCAGAGAGGAAGAUGCUGGCAGAGGAGUGGUGCAAGAAAGCAAAGGGCAUGUGAGUUAAGUAGCAGCCUUUUUGGCGGGCCUGGAGAUUUAUCAAUGUGUUUCAGCUAAAGCAAGAGCCAAAAAUGCUGACUGGUUUGAAAUGUAUUUGUGUGCAGAAUGGAUCACGUGAUCGUGCAUGUUGGAUGCCUGAGUCUCAAAGAUUCCCAAGAACUGGUGAGUGGCUGUUUUCAUGUCAUGUAUGACAGAUAGAUAUCAGUUUUACAACACCCAAUAUGUGAGAGAGCAGGUCAGCUGAUUGCCAAUAUCAAAUUUUUUGUUGUCUUAUUUUGGAUUUUUGUGAAAUAGAAAAAUGAGUAAAUGCUAAAAACUGAGGAACAACAUUUUUAAAGUUUUUGAAAUGGCAUCAGGUGCUUGUGGAUUUUUUCUAAUCAUUUAAAAUUACUAAAAAAGGGUGAAAAUACAGGGAAAAAAAUUGGGGGUUGGAGAGAUUUAUCAUUACUUGUACGUUUAAACCUAACAGACAUGGUUAUCUUAGCUUCAGAUCAUUUCAAGUGUCAUCCUGCUUUCUUUUGACAGUCUAUAACUCAGUGUGUUUCUCUGCCAUUUACAAUUUAAACAAAAACCCUCUAUGUAGCGUGUUGUAACUUGCUUCAUUUGUCCUCACCGACAUUGUGGUAGCAUAUACAAGCAUUAAAAAUAACUGUACAAUAGUAAUUAAUCUGUACAACAAUGGACAGUGUUGAUUUUGCAUUUGCUGAACAGAUCAGUUUAAAAAAAUCACUCCCUCUCUUCUUGGGCUUAAGCUCAUCUAGACCGCAACCACAUGUUUCAUUCAUCCAUCCACGUUAGUUUGAACUUGGUCCAACACCUGCUGCCAAAGUUGUUUGUUUUGUUUGUUCAAGUGCACAUAUGUUCACCGGCUUUUAUGACAUAACCUCAAGAUCUGAAUGCCAGCACAUCCCUGCUGUCUUCAGUACAAUGGACAAUACUUUUAUUUCAACACAUAAUAAAGAGAGUAUUUUUUAUUUUUGUCAUCACAUUUAAUGCAAUUGAGUUAAGAAAACAAAAAGUUUUGCGUUGACGCCACAGUAAAGCAUUUUUAGCUGGUACUGAAACAGACUGAAAUUAAUAGUGGUGCCUCUACAUGAUCUUCUGAACCAAAUGAGACCAUCAGAAAAAAAAGGGAGAUUAUUUUGAACACAAACUCCGUCCCAGAACAGGUUAUGUGUUCAGCAUAAAUAUCACCACGAUCUGCCCCAGUGACAUACUUUUGUACAACUGAAAACCUAGGUAACUCUAUAAUUUCAAAUCUUGUUUUACAGCAUACCUCACGGUCUGCAGAUUUCAUGAUUCAAACAGCCAAUCAGGAUUAGCUUGCACAUAACCGGCAACACUGUACAAGUUUGCAUUAUCUGGCUUCUAGUGACUUAUGUUUACACCAGUAACACCAUAUCAAAAUUUUGAGGUGUAUACUGAUCGGUUUUUGGUGUUUCUGUCCUUUUUGUUUGCAACAGCUGGCAUGCCUCUUUGGUACAAUCAUUGAUUUAAGAUCAUUCAAGGUGGUAAAGGAAGAGGGUGAUGGUUAUACUACUAAAGUCAUUUUUGAAAGAAUGCACUACAAAUUGUGAUUCAUCACGAAUCUCAUGAAAUACUAUUUUCUGCUGUUUAUAAUAUGUCCUGAUUGUAUUUUGAGCAAAGUUUUGAGUCUAACAACAUUAAACACUACAAGCUCAGCUUGUGUAGAAUAUCUGCAGCCUCUCAGUUUCAAACCUCAUUAUACGUGCAAUGAUCUGAGUGGGCGAGGAUGUUAUGAGAACGAGGCACUAAUGCUGAUUGGCUGCCUGAAUGUCAUCUAAAGGGGAAGGUGUCAGGUGAAGAGUGAGGAAGAUAGUAGAAAACUCUACCUAGGAGGUUCCCUCUGAAAAAAAAUGCAGUAGACUUGUUCAUGUGUGUAACACCAACCCUUUCAUAUAAAGUACUGAUGCCUGUUACAGCCCAUCUUGUGGGAAAAAGGGAAGAAAUAUAAAAAGGAGAAAUAACAAAACUAAGUGGGGGGAACUGCAAAAGUGCUGAGGAGUGCUGUUUAAAUCAAUGAUGAAGGAAAACAAAGAGGACUCUGACUUGAGAUUUCCACAUUAUGCUAACGCAGUAAAAAAAAAAAAACCUGACCUCCCAAACUAACAAAAUUUAGUGUGUAAACAUCCCAUCACAAGUGUAUGUUUGUGUGUUUUAUGCCUAUAACUAAACUUUGAGUGGCUCCAUGUCUGCUCUGAGAGCUUGAGGUUAACAGAAACACUGUAGGGGCUUUUUCACUUUCAUAUUCUCAGGGUUACUUGACUGAAGAACGACUGUGGUCCACUAUAUGUUCAGGCAUAAGAAUUGUGUUGUUCAUUAAAUGGAACCCUGAGAAAGGGUAAAAAAUUGUGUUAAAAGAAAACACUUAUGUGUAAGCAGGUAUAUUAUAAGCCAAAAACAUAUACCCCACUAUGAGCACAAAGAACACUGGAAACGCAACUUUAAAAGUUCCUCACAAGAGCUCACUUGUCUCUCAAACUUUCAAUGCUCUGGCCUAUAAUUUCUUCAGUUUGUAGGAAUAAAACACAGAAAUGUGGAUCAUUGUUAUUAACAAUUAUACAGACAACAAUCAGAUUGCACGUGAGUCAUUUCACUCCACUGGUUUAAAAAAAAAAGUAUUUUUCUCCUGUGUUACUGUCAUGACCCACUUUGGGGUUGAAGCAAUACUUCAGUCUUCUGUUUGGGGGAAAUGGCAGUCAGGCCUGAAAAAUACUUGAUGUCAGUAUGAGAUAUCGUCCUACAGCUAUAGUAAACAAGUGAUAUGUCAUUACGAGGAAAUUGCCAUUUUAGGAAAAGUAAUGUGCCAGACUAUUAAGCAGUUGCCAGGCAACCAGUCAAGAGGAGAAGAAACUAGCUGUGGCCAAGCAAUAGAAAUGUAACUGCCUGAAAAAAUAAUCACAAAUGGUCCUAUUUAAACUUUCAUGUAGAUUUAAUGAAUCAUAUCAUGUGUUACAGUUGGCAGUUUUGUCACUUGACCCCAUAUCAACUCUCCCUACAGGCUCGUCAUGCUGCAGAGAUAAAGGCUGAUGCGAUCGCAAUUAUGGCCCCCUUCUUCCUGAGGCCCAAAAAUGUGGGUAUGUGAUCACAGAACAUCUAUUUGCACUUGUCAUUUAAGUUUCAUAACACACUGUGACUGUGCUGGAUACAUAACAACCUAAUAAUACACUUUCAUAGUACAAAUAUCUCUCUGUCUCUCUCAUUUGGCCUCAGCUGCUUUGAGGAAGUUCCUCCAGGAAGUGGCUUCAGCUGCCCCAUCUAUGCCUUUCUAUUACUAUCACAUUCCACGCAUCACCAAUGUAAAUCGUAAGUGUCAUUUGGGAUUGAUGAUUGGAGAAAAUAGGAGCGGUUUUAAGCAUGUCCAACAAUAACAGAAGUUUGUGUUUUUCGUUUUUGCCAGUGCCUGUGGUAGAUCUGUUGGAAGACAUUGAGAACGACAUUCCUUCAUUCAGUGGCGUGAAGUUCUCUGCAUCUGACGCGAUGGACUUGGGCCUGUGCAUCAACAACAGUAAGCCUCAGUGGACAGUCCUCUUCGGUGUAGACGAGGUAAACGUUUUCUAUUUAAUCUUCUCUGGUGCAGCAGAUUUAUGCUUGAUAGCAAAAUGACCUCCACCCUGAAUCCAUUAACCACUUCUUUUUUUAUUUCAACUCAGGAGCUGCUCUCAGGUCUGGCAAUGGGAGCUCAGGGAGCAAUCGGCAGGUAAAUGCAGGUUCUUGUGUCCCUUUUUAAACUUUGUGCUAAACAGUUAAUUUCAUCUCUUGUCAUGUUUUUUUUACAGCACAUAUAACUACCUUGGAUGUCAUAUAAACAAGCUUUUGGCUGCAUUUGAAAAGAACAACCUUGCUGAAGCCAGAAGGAUACAGGUGCCAUUCUUCUUCUCUGAGUCCUUCCAAACUUUGAUACUUUCGGUCAAAUUUGAUGACUAAUGUCUUUUUUUCUGAUUUCCAUUAACAGUAUAAUCUGCAGGAGCUCCUCAGAUAUGCAAAAAAAUAUGGUGGUGAGUAAUACUUAUGUAUUGAUUUUUGCUACCGUUCUACAUAUAUUUACCAUAAAUUGUGUAAAAAAGCAUGGACAACACAACAGCUCUCCUCAAGUGAAACCAAAAUUGUUAAAGUUCCCCAUGGUGAAUGGCCACUGUAUACAUCUUACCCCCAAUUUCCACCACAUCCGGCACGGCUCCGAUCCGGAACAGCAGUGAUUUUCGCGGUCUGCCAAUUCCUACCGCAUCCGUUUUUGAGGCAAAUUUCGUGGCAGAUUACCAACAGAGGGAAUCGCAAGAACUCGCAAGAACCCGUGGAUCCACAUGCAAUCAUGCGAUAACGAAUUGUCUCUAUAAAGAAAGCAGCAUAACCAUAAAAGCAGUAAAAUUGUGUCCUUCUAGAGGAGGAAAUCCACCUCUAGACUUCUAAAAUCAGCAUCUCCUCAUCCGUGGUGUCAUCGCGGUGAAAUGCUGUCUAAAAACCUUUCACUUGUUCGUCCCCGCCUGUUUGCAUGGUGUGAAAUACGAUCCGCCUGAAACACGUGGUGCUUUAUUUUGAAAGGAAGCCGGAUGUUUUAUUUUGUGUCUGUGCCCGACUUCCUGUCCAGCCUGGACUAAUCUGUGCUGAAUUUAUCCGGCAUGCUUCGGCGUCCAGACAAAAAUAGAACUCUUGCGGUCAGCUGCGGAGUCUGCUGAUCCGCAGCAGAACGGAAGGAAGCCGGUGGAAAUUGACGCAUUAACUUCAAUGGUUACGAUCAGCUGCGUCAGUGGAUACAGCCUUUUCGUAGCCGUUCCAGAUAUGGUGGAAGUUGGGGUUUAAAGUCCACCUCCUCCAGGUGGGACACAGUCGAAACUUUUCUUAAAUACACUUUCUGUCAAAGCAGUAGGUUCUUAUCAUGCUGCUUUAGGGCAAAUGUUCAUUUCAAGUUUGGUUUUAAUUUGUCAUUUGAUGUUACAAAAGAAGGAAUGUUCAUAAUUUAUAGCUCCAGUGACAAAUGAAGGCUGCUGCAGCGUCCUUAACCAGGUUUUCAGAGCAGAGAAUGAGCAGCUGGAAGAUGUAACUGUAGGCGUCCACCAGAUCCCUGUUCAGAGCUGACAGGUUUCGCUAUAGUCAUGCUGUUUGUCUGCAGCUGAUGUGCAUGGCUCCUAUUUCUGCCAGCUGGCAUAGCACAGGGGAAAUGAACUAAUUUUCAGAGUUGAAGACUUUGUGUCGAUGCAAGAUCAUAUGUUAUUGAACGGCAUCAACAAAACACAAAGAGGAGAGCCAGGCCUUAGGUCAGCAGGAUUUCAGAGGCCAUUGACAACAACAUGUACGAGAAGUCCAUCACAGAAGCGGAAAACCAUUAGUGAUAUAAUUUACAGCAGGAAAUCCCUGAACUUGUGACUCCAAUUGAGCACAGGGAAACACUGGCCAAACAUGGAUCUAGUGGAAAUCUGAGAAAAGUACUGACUGAGAGACUUUGCUGUGUAAGAUAUUUGUGUGUUUUGAUUAACCAAAGCAGAGUGAUAUUCUCUCCAUGGCCCCACAGGCUAGAUCACUUCUAUGCAUGUUUCAGCACCCUCUAAAGCAGUAUUUAAGCUUCACUUUUUACAGUAGGAGCGCUGUCUACUUAAGAAUACAGUCAAUGAUAUUUGUUGUUUUUAUGCUCUUCUACUAUGGCUUCUUUUCUCCACAUUUGACACUUAAUUUAUCAUUUUUACAUCAUGCUCAGAGUGGUAAAUGUUGGCUGAUGUGAUACAGUAUUCUGGGUUGAUUCACUUCAGAAUAUGUGUCGUUUUUUGUUGAAACAUGACCAACUGUUCCAUCUGCUAAUCAAUUGACAAGCACUGACAGGUAAUAGUGCUAUUUCCUACCUAAAACCUGUAACACACAGUAUGAUAUUAUGACAAAGUUAGAGCUGCCCACGUCAGGGCUCAGCAGCCGCAGAGUGAAUGUGUGGUUUUGUCGUUUGCAGGUUUUGAUUUGGGAGUCAACAAGCAGCUGAUGGUCGAGCUGUCCGGCUUGCCUCUGGGGCCUCCUCGUCCCCCUGUGAUCCAGUGUCCCCCUGAAAACGCUCAGUCCAUCGUACAGAAAUUUCACAGCCUCUUCUCCGAAUCCUCAUAAGUUCCAUCUUUGUCAAACAUUUAGAGCCAAAUCACCUCUAAAUAACUGUGACAUUACCAGAGAAUUUCAAACGUUUGAUUUUCUGAUAUCCUGAAACCAGUUUCUCAAAAUAUGUUUGAUCGAUUUUAUACUCUUGACUGUUUUUACUGAAGUUUUUAACUCUUUAUUGAAUUUAAUAAAGUUAAAGGAAAAAUACAAUUACUUUAAAAAUAUACUAGCGUGUAAAUCAUUGUUGUUGCUUUUAUAUUAUGGAGGUGAUAAACCUAGCAACACUACAGUGAGGAAACUAAAAAUUAUUUUAUCUUAUUGAUCAAUGUACACUCUCCAAGCCUUGUUAGGUUAGUGGUCUAACAUUUAUGAAGACAUUGUUGAACCACACUGAACUACAGAUAAAAAUGGAGCAAAGAUGGUCUUUGGUUUUGUAGAUCAGGUUUGUCAAAUGUAACCUUUGUCAACUGGGAAAUGAAAGAUAGUUGUUCUGCUCAAAUGUCGCAAAAAUGACAACGAAACCCCCCACCCUUCCUGACCUUUGACUAACUUAAUGAGAGGGAAAAUUACACAGGUAAAGAGGGAAUUAACUGUACUGACUUUUUUUUUGAUGUAUUGCAGUUUCUGACACUCCAAAAGUGAAUGUGGUUUGUUAAAACUCAAUUCUGUUACAACAAAGCACUUGCAAACAAAAUCUGACCUUGUUUUGCAAGAGCAUGAAUUUUUAUUAAAUGUAUACUGUGUAACUGUCAAACAUAAAGGGAAAAAUGUAUAUUCAAUCUGCCUCAAACGUUUUAAAGAGUUGAUUACUUGUUUUCACACUAUUAAAUGUUCUGUUGUUUCACAUGAA
Xyrichtys novacula (pearly razorfish) is the source of this 9287-nucleotide messenger RNA. The record is from the annotation of a GenBank genome assembly. Lineage: Eukaryota; Metazoa; Chordata; Actinopteri; Labriformes; Labridae.